AAGGAAAGAAAUACAAAUUAAAUAGAAAAGAGUGAAAACUUCGACGAAUACAUGAAGGAAUUGGGUGUCGGUAUGGUUCUACGCAAAAUGGGUAACAGUGUCAGCCCCACCGUUGAACUGAAGAAGGAUGGUGAUAAUUACUCUUUCACCACUACCUCAACCUUUAAGACAACUACGGUCAACUUCAAGCUGGGCGAGGAAUUCGAUGAAGAGACACUUGAUGGUCGCAAAGUGAAGAGCGUCUUCACUCUGGAUGGCAACAAAUUGGUGCAAGAACAGAAGGGUGACAAACCACCGACCAUUAUUCGUGAAUUCACUGACUCCUAGUGACUACUCUCACCC
This is a messenger RNA of Anastrepha ludens (Mexican fruit fly), 342 nucleotides long. RefSeq names its product probable fatty acid-binding protein. Lineage: Eukaryota; Metazoa; Arthropoda; Insecta; Diptera; Tephritidae. Gene Ontology annotation, molecular function: fatty acid binding. Bases 52 to 327 code for a protein of 91 amino acids. Gene Ontology annotation, biological process: fatty acid transport. The record is from RefSeq and is a predicted model, not a curated record. The transcript has a single exon. Gene Ontology annotation, cellular component: cytosol; nucleus.